Molecule: messenger RNA, 1090 nt
Organism: Archocentrus centrarchus (flier cichlid)
Lineage: Eukaryota; Metazoa; Chordata; Actinopteri; Cichliformes; Cichlidae
Product: ferritin, heavy subunit
Exons: 5
Coding region: 311-844 (177 amino acids)
Biological process (GO): intracellular iron ion homeostasis; iron ion transport
Cellular component (GO): cytoplasm
Molecular function (GO): ferric iron binding; ferrous iron binding
Source: RefSeq, a predicted model, not a curated record
GGCGCCCAGGCUAAACCGCUCAGUCGAGUCUGUCGUUAGCGGACGGUGAAGGUUACCUGCUUCAACAGUGCUUGAACGGCAACCUUUUAACUGUCUUCAGACAUUACAGCACGGGACCAUCGCUUCCAUCCAUCGAGUAAAGUUAACCUUGGAGCAUUACCCGUUGAGUUAUCCUUAAAAAAAAACAAAACAAAACAAAACAAAAAAAAAACACCUAGCUCAGAAGCUAGCUCUUUGUUUUGCUAACAACGCGCGCUACUGGGACAACUUCGACCUCUUCUCAAGAAGACCUGCCACUGAAAUUUGAACCAUGACUUCCCAGGUGAGACAGAACUUCCACCAGGACUGCGAGGCUGCAAUCAACAGGCAGAUCAACCUGGAGCUGUAUGCCUCCUAUGUCUACUUGUCUAUGGCCUACUACUUUGACCGUGACGAUCAGGCAUUGCACAACUUUGCCAAGUUCUUCCGUCAUCAGUCGCAGGAGGAGCGCGAGCACGCUGAGAAACUAAUGAAACUGCAGAAUCAGAGGGGCGGGAGGAUCUUCCUCCAGGACAUCAAGAAGCCAGACCGGGACGAGUGGGGCAGUGGCGUUGAGGCUCUUGAAUGUGCCCUGCAGCUCGAGAAGAGCGUGAACCAGUCACUGUUGGACUUGCACAAGCUCUGUUCUGGUCACAAUGAUCCACAUUUGUGUGACUUCAUUGAGACACACUACCUGGAUGAGCAGGUGAAGUCCAUCAAAGAACUGGCAGACUGGGUGACCAACCUGCGCCGCAUGGGAGCUCCUCAGAAUGGCAUGGCCGAGUACCUGUUUGACAAACACACUCUGGGCAAAGAAAGCAGCUAAAUCACUGAUCGCAUUUACGACAGCUUGCAUAUGUACAUCAUUUAGCUUGCUUCAAAUUUAAAAGCCAUCUGCAUGUUUAGUCCUUUAAAUGUAUUGCUCAUGUUAUUACUAUAAACCCCUGUGAGUUAUGUUCAAACCUGCUCUGCAUGUCUCUGAAAAGAGAAGCUUAUUAUUGCUACAUAUUUGCUGAGUUUAAAACCUGGAGUUUUUGAUCAGACCAAAUAAACCAAACUCUCUGGAUUCUGA